This is a messenger RNA of Staurois parvus, 456 nucleotides long. The record is from the annotation of a GenBank genome assembly. Lineage: Eukaryota; Metazoa; Chordata; Amphibia; Anura; Ranidae.
AUGAGGCAACUUCAAAACAUAGCUGUUGGACAAGGAGACUUCAAUCUUUUGGACCACAAUGGGAAACCAUGCUCCAAAAAAGACUUACGAGGGAGCUGGGUAUUGAUGUACUUUGGUUUCACCCAUUGUCCUGAUAUUUGCCCAGAGGAACUGCAGAAACUGUGCUCUGUUGUGUCUCUGCUUGAAAAAGAGCCCACAGUGCCCCCGGUUUUGCCAGUUUUCAUUACUGUUGAUCCAGAACGUGAUAAUGUGGAAGCGGUAGCAAAGUAUGUUAGUGAAUUUCACCCACGACUCAAAGGAAUGACUGGAACCCCAGAUCAAGUGAAAGCGGCAGCACAGGCAUAUCGCGUUUACUACAACGCUGGACCUGCUGAUGAGGAUAAUGACUACAUUGUUGAUCACACAGUUAUUUAUAUAUUUGCUAAACCCAGAUGGAUUGUUUACAGACUAUUAUAA